AUGGGUGACUACUCGAAAGCACUUGAAUUUUACGAAAAAGCACUUAAAAUCUUCAAAAAAGCUCUGCCUUCGAAUCAUCCUGAUUUGGCUGCUUUCUACAACAAUAUUGCUAGAGUGUACUACAACAUGAGUGACUACCCGAAAGCACUUAAAUUUCAAGAAAAAGCACUUGGAAUCUUUGGAAGAGCUCUGCCUUCGAAUCAUCCCGAUUUGGCUACUUCCUACGAUAACUUCGGCGGAGUGUGUCAAGCCAUGGGUGAAUACCUGAAAGCACUUGAAUAUCAAGAAAAAGCACUUAAAAUUCGGGAAAAAACUUUGCCACCGAAUCAUUCCAAUUUGGCUACUUCCUACAAUAACUUCGCUGUACUGUCUCGCAAAAUGGGUAACUACUCGAAAGCACUUGAAUUUCAAGAAAAAGCACUUAGCAUCUUUGAAAAAGCUCAGCCUCCGAAUUAUCCCAGUUUGGCUACUUCAUACAACAACAUCGGUGAUGUGCAUCACAACAAGGGUGACUGCUCGAAAGCACUUGAAUUUUACGAAAAAUCACUUAAAAUAAGAGAAAAAGUUCUGCCUGAGAAUCAUUCCUUAUUGGCUACUUCGUGCAAUAACAUCGGUAUGGCGUAUUUCGGCAAAGGAGACUACUCAACAGCACUCUCAUUCUUAGAAAAGUCACUCGCCAUCAAACAAAAGUCGCUUCCACGAGAACAUCCUUCAAUUAAAACAACGGAACAUAUCAUUGGCUAUGUGAAAGAGAAAAUGUAA
Rotaria sordida is the source of this 762-nucleotide messenger RNA. The record is from the annotation of a GenBank genome assembly. NCBI's taxonomy places the organism in Eukaryota, Metazoa, Rotifera, Eurotatoria, Philodinida, Philodinidae.